AUGGACUUCCUGAAGUUGACAAAGGAGAGGCUGAAUGUGGGUGACGUGAGUGAUCUCGUGGCGAAUGAGGGCUGUGGAGCGAUUUCCCUCUUUGUCGGCACCACUCGAGACAACUUUGAAGAUAAGAAGGUCGUCUCGUUGGAGUACGAAGCCUACGAACCGAUGGCCCUGAAGACAAUGAAGAAGAUUUGCCAGGAUAUUCGCUCGCGCUGGCCUCAAGCCAGGAAUAUCGCAAUUCACCACCGCCUUGGCGAGGUGGCGGUCAAGGAGGCGAGCGUGGUGAUCGCCAUCAGUUCGCCACAUCGCAAGGAUGGCAUCGAGGCCACGGCGUUCGCCAUUGAGGAGCUGAAGAAGCAGGUGCCGAUCUGGAAGAAGGAGCAGUACGACCAGGCUCAAGUCAAGCCUAGAAAGCGCCCGGCGGGAAAGCUCGAUUUCCGCGAGUGUCCUGUUGUCGGUGUCGAUGUGCCCAAGCAUUUGGUGCAGAUUAACACAGAUCACGAAGAGAUUCAGCGUCGCAUCGGCAUGUUUAUCGAGCGAAAGCGAGAAGAGAUCAAUACGAGCAAUGUGGAGGAUUUUAUCGAAGGAGACGUUUCGGAAUCAUCGGCUCGCGUGAAGUGUGCACUCUUUCGGGUUAAGGACUCCAAAGGACACUUGCAAGUUCGUCGCGUGAAGAAUGAACACGGACCGCAAACUUUACGCGAGAACUAUAAAAAUGUCUUCAACAAGCUUCAAGAGCGCGCCUCUGAUGGAGGCUCACCUUCUAAAAGUGAUAAUCUGCGCAGAGAUUUCGGGAUUAGCGAGCGCUUGACAAGCAUGGAAAGUCACUUGAAGGUCUCUUCAUCUUCUGAGAGUUCUGAGAGCAAGAAAAUGUCUGAGUGUGUUUUUGAGCGCAUCAAGGCACUGGAGAACAGAAUACUAUACCUGGAGUCCAUUUCACCUGAGUACAUACACUUCCUGGAGAGGCCGGCCAAGAAGUCAGGAACAGUUCGCGAAGGAGUGAGAAAGAGAAAAUACUCAAUUCAAUGUAUUGACGAUUUUAUCAAUGAACUCGAGGAAACAUGAAUGUUUCGUGAA
Messenger RNA from Phlebotomus argentipes, 1074 nucleotides. It is a transcript of the gene Mocs2B, whose product is annotated as molybdopterin synthase catalytic subunit. NCBI's taxonomy places the organism in Eukaryota, Metazoa, Arthropoda, Insecta, Diptera, Psychodidae. The coding region runs from base 1 to 1062 and encodes 353 amino acids. Gene Ontology annotation, molecular function: molybdopterin synthase activity. Gene Ontology annotation, biological process: Mo-molybdopterin cofactor biosynthetic process. The record is from RefSeq and is a predicted model, not a curated record. Gene Ontology annotation, cellular component: cytosol. The transcript has 4 exons.